Messenger RNA from Parnassius apollo (apollo), 375 nucleotides. Lineage: Eukaryota; Metazoa; Arthropoda; Insecta; Lepidoptera; Papilionidae. The record is from the annotation of a GenBank genome assembly.
AUGAUUAGCACGAUUUUAUUACAGUUAAAUAAGUACCGACGUAAAGUUGGAAAUUCCAAUGUUCGUCCUCAGGGGUUAUAUUCAGAAGGUGAAGUGGAUUUCUUUAAGACGAUGAUGCAAAACAUGUUGCCCGUCAUGCCAAUGAAGACUAAAAACUACUGGUCGCAGUACGACACGAGUUUCGAGUGCGAAAAAUGCAAGAGGAAAUAUAGGCACAAGAGUACUUAUAAGCGGCACGUUACAUAUGAAUGCGGCAAAGAACCUAUGUUUAGAUGUCCAUUCUUGGAAUGUAAUUACAAGGCCUACCAAAAAACUCACACAGAUGCUCACAUCAAAACGAAACAUAAAUUAACAGCUUUAGAGUAUACAUGUUGA